AUGGAGGCGGCGCCGUCCCCGGACCUGUCGCUGCACAUCAGCCUCCCUAGCAGCGGGGCGCCGACGCCGGCAGCAGCGGUGCUGGGCGCGGGAGGGGACCCGUGGCGACGGCUGAACGGCUCCACGGCGUCCACCGAGCUAUCCCUGUCGCCGGCACCGACGCAGGAAGAGGUUGACGUCCUGCCAUGGAGGCUUCGGCAGAUUGUGGCUUCGUCCGCCACCGCGGGGGCGUCGACGUCGGUACCUGUGACAGUUCCGACGCUUCCGCUGGAUGCCGCGGCACCGUCGGAAUCGGCACGGCCGAUCCGGGGGAUACCCCUCUACAGCAGGCCUACCCCCGGCCACCAUCCGUUCCACCACCCAAAAGCGGGGCUCUACAGCCCCUACCAGUCCACGGCGUGGCCGUCGUCCACGUCGCCUGCGGCAGCCCCUCCUCCGUCGGUGGAUCCCGCAACGGCGUUCCUAUCUCAGUCCCCGUACCACCGGAUGCUGUCGAGCACCGGGCGGCUCCACGGCGUGCUGGCCGACACCCUCCGCGGCUAUGGCGCCCUCGGCCUCGGAGGGCAGCCCUUCGGUCUGGCCUCCUCCCGCUACAUGCCCAGGCUCCCGGGCUCCCGGCGCAGCAUGCGAGCGCCCCGGAUGCGGUGGACGAGCAGCCUCCACGCCCGCUUCGUCCACGCCGUCGAGCUCCUUGGUGGCCAUGAGCGUGCGACGCCCAAGUCGGUGCUUGAGCUGAUGGACGUGAAGGAUCUGACCCUAGCUCAUGUGAAGAGCCAUCUGCAGAUGUACAGGACCGUCAAGAGCACUGACAAGCCUGCAUCCUCAUCCGGGCCAAUGGAUGGCAUCAGCUCCGGAGACGACGACCUCCCGGACCGCAUCGCCGCGCAGGCCACGUCGGGAGGCGACACGAACCCGCGGCUGUUCAGCGAGCACCAGUCUUCUUCCCCGGGGCCGGCGAGCCCUGCAGCUGCGGCUGCCACCGGCGACGUCGACUCCUCCUCAUCAGCCGACACCAAGGCGCGCGGCGAUUCAAGAGACCAAGGGCUUUCAUCAAACGGGUCCGGCAUAGGCGCUCAUCGGUUGGAUGGAGCUUCGCGCAACGUAGAGGGUGUAGAACUUUGUAGAUCAAGUAGCUUACAGUUGCAAGUACCCAACCGUGAACUGAGCUGCCCAAGCCUCGAUUUUACACUAGGGCGACCGAGUUGGCACAGUGCAGAUCAUGACUAGCUAGCUAGACACGUGUCUUGCAUAUUAUUACAACCACACUAUUAUGAUUGUGACCAUAGUUGGUCAUUGUGUUACCUACAGGAAUUCAUCAAUCCGGUUAAACAAGAAAAAUGCGAAAACAGAAGCAUGUAAUUACCUCAUUUGCCGACAAAUUGAAGAACACAUGCAGUAGUGCUUGUGUACUCUUUGCUUAGUUUCUUUUUUUCCCGUAGUUCCUUAUAGGCAUGAAAGUACUGUAGUUUGUUCGUGAGGGAAUUUCCUAGAUUAGGAAUCUCAAAGCUAUUUAUAUUUAGCUACAUGUAACCAGUGUAAUGUAUCACUGCAUGUGAAAAAUGGAGGAGAAAAGGAGAAAUCCAACCUCAGAGGAUCACUUCUAUU
This is a messenger RNA of Lolium rigidum, 1605 nucleotides long. Its product is annotated as probable transcription factor RL9. Lineage: Eukaryota; Viridiplantae; Streptophyta; Magnoliopsida; Poales; Poaceae. The record is from RefSeq and is a predicted model, not a curated record. Gene Ontology annotation, molecular function: transcription cis-regulatory region binding. Gene Ontology annotation, biological process: regulation of DNA-templated transcription; abaxial cell fate specification. Gene Ontology annotation, cellular component: nucleus. The transcript has 6 exons. Bases 1 to 1227 code for a protein of 408 amino acids.